Molecule: messenger RNA, 2050 nt
Organism: Toxotes jaculatrix (banded archerfish)
Lineage: Eukaryota; Metazoa; Chordata; Actinopteri; Toxotidae
Product: aldehyde dehydrogenase, dimeric NADP-preferring-like
Exons: 10
Coding region: 237-1760 (507 amino acids)
Biological process (GO): aldehyde metabolic process
Cellular component (GO): cytoplasm
Molecular function (GO): aldehyde dehydrogenase (NAD+) activity
Source: RefSeq, a predicted model, not a curated record
GUGUCAGUGGUCUGAAUGCAGCUCCUGGUCACAGUGACCAGGCUUCCCGGUAAACUGACUCUGGAGCAGUGUGACUGAUGACCGCCGUUCAGUGAGAGGCAGUCAGCGAAGCCGAAGCGUGUCUGUCAUCUGAACCGCUUUGAGAUCAGAUCAGGGACGGGCCAGCCACUGAUCCACACACACACAGUCCACUGGAUGCGCGUUUCACCUGAGCUUCCCUGGACUUCGGUGUAUGCAUGGAGAGGCAGGCGGUGCUGCGGGCUAAGGAGGCCUUCCUGAGCGGCAGGACUCGGCCUCUGGAGUUCAGACUGCAGCAGCUUCACGCCCUGCAGAGGAUGAUCACUGAGAAAGAAACUGAGAUUGCCACUGCUCUCAAACAGGAGAUCAACAGGAGCCAGUACGACACACCACUCCUGGAGCUCAUUGGCAUUGAGAAUGAGAUCAAGCUGGCCAUAGAGAAACUGGCAGAGUGGGCAGCUCCGCGGCCUGUAGAGAGGAACAUCCUCACUAUAUCGGAUGAGGUUUAUAUUCAGCCAGAGCCCCUGGGAGUGGUGCUCAUCAUCGGGGCCUGGAACUACCCCUGGGCCCUUACUCUCCUGCCCCUGGUUGGAGCUAUUGCUGCAGGCAAUGCAGCUGUGGUGAAGCCGUCAGAGCUCAGCGAGUAUUCGUCCCGCCUUCUCCGGGCGCUCCUGCCUUGCUAUCUGGACAAGGAGCUGUACCCAGUGGUGACAGGUGGAGUGGCAGAGACCCAGGAUCUGCUGAGGCAAAGGUUUGACCACGUCUUCUUCACAGGAAGCAGUGCAGUUGGAAAACUGGUGAUGGAAGCUGCAGCUCGCCACCUCACUCCGGUGACCCUUGAGCUUGGCGGGAAGAGUCCCUGCUACAUUGACAAGAACUGCGACGUCAGGAUGGCCUGCCGUCGCAUCACAUGGGGAAAGUUCGUCAACUGUGGUCAGACAUGCAUCGCCCCAGACUACAUCCUGUGUGAACCCUGCAUCCAGGGCCAAGUGGUGGAAUGCAUCCGACAGACUCUACUGGAAUUUUAUGGUGCUGAUCCUAAAUGCUCACCCGACUACGGCCGAGUCAUCAACCAGCGUCACUUCAACAGAAUCAUGAGUCUGAUGGAAGGUUACACUCCUGUGGUGGGAGGCCAGAGUGAUGCCUCUCAGUGCUACAUUGCCCCAACAGUGCUGAAGGACGUGCCCCCCCACUCCAGACUGAUGCAGGAGGAGAUCUUUGGGCCUCUGCUGCCUAUAGUGACUGUGAGUGACAUGGAUGAUGCCAUUCGCUUCAUCAGUGAGCGAGAGAAACCUCUGGCCCUGUACAUCUUCUGCAAAGAUAAGAAGGCUAUAAAAAGGAUGAUUGAGGAGACUACGAGCGGAGGAGUGACGGUCAACGACGUAAUGAUGCAUUACACGCUCAGCUCGCUUCCGUUUGGUGGUGUGGGUCAGAGCGGCAUGGGCCACUACCACGGCAAACACACCUUCGAUCAGCUAAGCCACCACAGGGCGUGUCUGGUUCGCUCUCUGGGCAUGGAGAGCGUUAACCUGGCCCGGUACCCUCCUCAGGACCGCCGGCGGGCGCGCCGGGUGCGGAUGGCCCUCAAGUCACCACUGAUCGACAUGUCCAAGAGGACGCUCGUCUGGGCCGUCGCUGCCACCAUCAUCGGCUUCGGCCUGUUCAUCACCCUCCUGGUCAUCCUGCUCAUAGCUGCAGGCCUCAACUGCACCUGCUGGUACUGGAGAGGCUUUUAUAACUAGAGACACUGACACUUCUCUGUCUUUGUGUGUCCAAAGUGCCUGUUUUAUAUUCAGAUAUUUGAAAGAUAAAAAGAGGAUAACCUUUAUAUAUAACUUUUAUUUGCUGUGUGUCUUGUUUUGUAUCAGACAACCUUCAUUAGCAGUGAGACCAACUUGAGUAAAUACUGUUCAAAAACACUGUUCUCACUUCUUCAGGAAAUACUAGUAUAAACCCAAAUCUGCUCAUGAAAUCCACUCGCAGUAUUAAAAAGAUCAAACAUGUUUGCUCAUUUUGUUCCAGAAUAAAAUGA